ACGCCCCAAGGAACCUGCAGGUGUCCGUUUUCACGGAGAGCCAGAGUGGGAGCGUGGCCGUCUUCCAGUGUUCGGUGGACAGCAACCCUCCAGCCAGCUGGGCCCUGUACAAGGGAGCCGCCCUCUUGGCCACCAGCCAGAAGGAGGAGGGGCCGGCCUCUCCCCGCGUCAGCGUCACCACCGGAGCCAACGCCCUGCGGGUGGAGAUGACCGGCGUGGUGCCGGAAGACCAAGGCACCUACAACGUCACGGCCACCAACGCCCACGGGGCCACCUCCAGGCAGCUGUACUUCCGGGUGCAAAGUGAGGGCUGGCUUGGUUAG
Messenger RNA from Thamnophis sirtalis, 323 nucleotides. Lineage: Eukaryota; Metazoa; Chordata; Lepidosauria; Squamata; Natricidae. The record is from RefSeq and is a predicted model, not a curated record.